AGAAUUAACUGUUCUAUUUGGUUUAUAAGACAUGUUCACACUAAAAACAACUUAAUUAACUAAAUUAUGUUUAAUAGGUUAAAUGUAAAUCCAAUAAUUGAUUGAGAAUGUAAGUAAAGAUUAUUCUUAAAUAAUUGGCGAGUUUUGCCUUUAUUCAAAAGAAAUAAAUCUUAAUUAUGUAUAUCAAAUAUUAAGUAUUUUAAAUAUGAAUUUGUUACCUAAAAUAAUGAGCACAUGUGAAGAAUUUUUUAUAAAAAAUCAUACUAGAAAACCAAAACAUAUUUUGGUUGAAUUACAUUAUAAUUUAUCAAAAUUUUUAUGUGUUUUAGAAGCUUUUCCUCAUGCUUGUGCCUCUUAAGAUAUUCAAUAUGACUAAAAGAAAUGUGUUAUUGUAAAAGAACUUGCUAAGAAGGAACAAAUUGAGCAUGCUUAUCAAUUAAUUUUGUCUGCAAUUUAAUCAGCUUAAGCAAUGAUGUAAAAGAAAUCUGAAACAGAAACCAAAAUAUUUAGAGGCAUAAUUCAUAAUUUAGGACCAAUUUAUUAUAUGUUAGCUAAAAAAUAAGGUUUAUUAAAGGCACACUAAUUAAUGGCAGAACCAAAAGUAGAAUUGGCUUUUGCUGUAUGGAAUAUGGGUGAAAGUGGUUUAGCAAAACAUUUAAUGCCAAUAAUAUUUCCAUCUAUAAAAUAUAAAUAAUGUAUAUAUAUUCCUAGAUAUUUUAAAUUAAUCAAUCUUGAAUAUGUUAAAUACUAUUAGAAGCAUUAUAUGGGUAUAAUCACUCCACCAUAACCAUUAAUUGAUAAGAUUCCAAAAUUAUUAUCAUUUUAUCAAUUAAUAGAAGCUGGAGAGGAUAGAGUUAAGAUUCGAAUUUUGAAUUCUGAAGCUUUAACUAUAAGUCCUUCUUCAAGUUUAUAAAACUAUUAUUAGGAUCCAUUGAUUUAGUUAACAAGGACUAGUUUUAUAGAUAGAUUAUUUCAUAAAACAACUAAUAAAACCUAUGAAAAUAUAAUAAUCCAUAUACAUGGAGGUGGAUUUGUUUCGAUGUCUUCUAGAUCUCAUUAAACAUAUACAAGAUUAUUGGCAAAUUCUCUUGGAUUACCAAUAUUUUCUAUAGAUUAUAGAUUAUCUCCUUAAUAUUCAUUUCCAGCAGCUCUUGAUGAUUGUUGGCAAGCCUAUCUUUGGAUCAUUCAUUUUUCAUUACAUUAUUUUAGUAAUAAUUUUUUAAUUUAUUCAAAGAUAUAACUCCAAAAAAAAUAAUAUUAAUUGGAGAUAGUGCUGGGGGUAAUCUAUGUGCUGCUUUAACAAUGUUAUGUAUUAGAGAAAAUGUCUAUUUGCCUUCAGGUAUUAUUUUAGCUUAUCCUGCAUUAAAUCUUGACCCAAAAAACUUCAAUAUGUAUUAAUUUGUUUCGCUAGAUGAUGGAUGUAUUAGAUAUUAUCAUUUAUAUAGUGCUUCCUCAUACAUUUUUAAAAUUAUGUGUGAAAUCCUAUAUAUAAGAUGAAACACUUGAUUAUAAGGAUUCAUUGAUAUCCCCUAGUGAAGCUAUUGAUGAAGUACUUUAAUAAUUUCCAUAAGCUUAUAUUUUAACAGGUACAAAUGACCCAUUACAUGGAGAUACUUGGAGAUUGUUAAAUAGAUUAAUGUAUAUUAUUUUCAUAUCUUCAUUAUUAGUAAUCUAGGCAGGAAAUGCAAAAUGUACAAAUAUGAUUAUAUGCCUCAUGGAUUCUUAAAUUUUUAUAAUUUAAUUCCCAAUGGAGAGUAAUGUAUAAAUGACAUUAUUCAAAUCGUUAAGGACAUACUCUCCACUUGA
Messenger RNA from Paramecium sonneborni, 1806 nucleotides. Lineage: Eukaryota; Ciliophora; Oligohymenophorea; Peniculida; Parameciidae. The record is from the annotation of a GenBank genome assembly.